AUGCUCCUCCCCACCAUGUGGCCCGUCCUCGUGCCGUAUGUCUUAUGGAUCAUGUUCUUUGACAAGGCACCCAUUCAAGCCGGCAGGCCUAGCAAGUUCUUCCGCACAUUGCGCAUCUGGACCCUCUUCAAGGACUACUUCCCGAUUGAGCUGAUCAAGACAGCCGACCUGAAGCCAGAGAAGAACUACAUCUUUUGCUAUCACCCUCAUGGUGUCAUUUCUCUGGGCGCUAUCAGCAACUUCGCCACCGAGGCCACUGGCUUCUCAGAGAAGUUCCCUGGGAUCGACCUGCGAGUGCUCACGCUGAAGCUCAACUUCUACACUCCCUUCGCCCGUGAGUUCGUGCUGGCCGCUGGCAUGUGCGACGUGUCGGCGACCUCUUGCCACUAUAACCUGUCUCGUGGCCCGGGCAGCUCCAUCCUCAUUGUCAUCGGUGGUGCCCAAGAGGCGCUGGACGCACACCCUGGCAUCAACAACCUCACGCUCAAGAACCGCAAGGGCUUCGUUAAGGUCGCCCUUCAGCAUGGUGCAGCUCUGGUGCCCAUAUUCAGCUUCGGCGAGAACAACCUCUUUGCCCAGAUUCCCAACCCCAAGGGCAGCAAGUUGCGUAACUUCCAGGACAUGUUGCAGAAGAAGCUGGGCUUCUCCAUGCCGCUCUUUCAGGGGCGCGGGGUGUUCAAUUAUGACUUUGGAGGCGAGCCGCUCGAGCUACCCCACUUGACCGCACCAACACAAGAGCAAAUCGAUGAAUGGCACGCCCGCUACGUGGAGGCCCUCGUCGCGCUCUACAACCAGUACAAGGAUGUCUACGACAAAGAUCGUAAGAGCGACAUCCAGAUCCUCUAA
Messenger RNA from Acanthamoeba castellanii str. Neff, 846 nucleotides. Its product is annotated as acylCoA:diacylglycerol acyltransferase (DGAT), putative. Gene Ontology annotation, biological process: triglyceride biosynthetic process. NCBI's taxonomy places the organism in Eukaryota, Discosea, Longamoebia, Acanthamoebidae. The record is from RefSeq and is a predicted model, not a curated record. The transcript has 7 exons. Gene Ontology annotation, cellular component: endoplasmic reticulum membrane. Gene Ontology annotation, molecular function: diacylglycerol O-acyltransferase activity. Bases 1 to 846 code for a protein of 281 amino acids.